This is a messenger RNA of Hyalella azteca, 4064 nucleotides long. RefSeq names its product arrestin domain-containing protein 2. The coding region runs from base 184 to 1626 and encodes 480 amino acids. Gene Ontology annotation, biological process: protein transport. The record is from RefSeq and is a predicted model, not a curated record. The transcript is spliced from 7 exons. Gene Ontology annotation, cellular component: cytoplasm. NCBI's taxonomy places the organism in Eukaryota, Metazoa, Arthropoda, Malacostraca, Amphipoda, Hyalellidae.
GUGUAUUCUCGCCUUUAAUUUUUAUCAGCUCCUUUUUCCAAGUAUCCUUGUCACUUUUGACUAUUUCUAGGCCAUCAAAAAGCUGCAACUUUUACAUUAGCCAUUGGAAAGGCUGAAGAACAUGCACAAGUGUUCAAUAGUGUUCUAAAUUUUCUUAUAUUUCGUGCGUCUACUCAUUAAGUGAUGGGUGUGGAAAGUUUCGAGGUUGUGUUGGAGCCUCAUCAGGAGGUGUAUUUCCCGGGCCAGACUGUCCAGGGGCAUGUGCAGGCGAGGGCUUCGUCUGCUACUUGGUGCGGAGCCAUUGAGUUCCACAUGAUAGGUAAAGCCAAAGUCAAGUGGGAGGAUGGAGACGACGGCGAAGGCAACAAGAAGCAGUAUAAAGACUCUGAAGAAUAUUUCAACUAUAAGACGAACCUCUGGUCACCUAGAGCUUCUGAGAAACUGUCGGCCGGGAACCAUGCAUGGCCUUUUAAUUUCCAGCUGCCGCUGAACAUCCCGUCUUCUUUUGAAGGCACCGCGGGCUACAUCCGCUACAGCAUCGCGGCUAAAACAUAUAUCUCCAUGGGGUUUGAUAAGAAGCACAAGUUUUACAUCAGCAUAAACUGCCCUCUUGACCUCAACUCUUCCUACUUAGCAAAAGCGCCGCUGGUGAUCCAGACCACUGACACGUCGUGCUGUCUGUGCUUUUCGAAAGGUCCUAUCAACAUCAACAUGAGGUGUGAGCACUCGGGGGCUGUGGUGGGGGAGGCGUACCGCAUUAGGGGGGAGGUGGCCAACAACGGUUCUAAGGAGGUGAUAUCGGCGAUGGCCUCACUUUACCAGCACGUGACGUACCGUGUGAGGUCACACAAGAAGACGAGCAAGAGCCUCGUGGUGGAGAUACAGAGAGGCCCCGUGGCCCCCGGGGACAGCCUCUUCUUCGAGGACGAGCCCCUGGUGGUGCCCCCCGUCGUGCCGGGGCUCCAGCACUGCAGGAUUAUGGACCUAAAAUAUGUGCUCAAGGUGGUGGCAAGUUUCAGCUGUUGUAACGACAUCUCGGGCGAAGCUGACUUUGUUGUGGGUACGGUGCCUUUCAUGGUAGAGGGCGCCAUGCAGGACCUUCCGCCUAGCGCUCCUUAUGACGGGUCAUCUUAUAACUCCAUUGAUCCGCCUCCUGCUUCAUCAACCUUUUUUGUGACCUCAAUGACUCAAGAUUUUCCAGCUACUCUAUUUACAACUGAUACGUACAACCAAUCUGCUUCAACGGCCUUCGAUGUACACGAGUCACGAGAUGAUGCUCCUUCUUACCCCUCUGAUGAUCCGCCCCCGUAUGCCGCUAAUGACACUUGCUUGAACCUUGAAAAGAAUAGUACCCAUCCAAAUGCUCCAUGUGUCCCUGGUUCAGAUUCAUCUUCCACAGCAAACUCUGCUUUUGUGGGUGACGGUGUCGCAGCUCUUUCUCCAGGUUUCAUUCCUGUUGGUAAUUCCAUGGACGGUUCAGGCCCAGCAAAUCAAGGAACUUUGAAUCCGUUCCCCAACAAGUAUCCUCCCAAAACUGCGCGUUGUCAUUUCUGCGUGAAUUUACGAAAACGACUGGACACCAAAUCCCCUGCCCCAUCCUACCUCACCUACAAAGGUUGCUUCUAACCAAUCUUUUCAUCAAGAGUAUAUUAAAAAUCAUCACGGAUGAUUUUUAAUUAAACGCAAGAAUAUUGAAUUCGUGCGACGUUCACCAGCUAUUUAUUCCUCACUAUUAUACGAGGUCUUUUAUCAUAUAACCUAUUUUUUCGUAAUGUUCCUACUUCAAGACUAAAGGAAAACUACUCUUGCUAGUACAUGCAGGCUCUUGCUUACAUGAAACAUAACCACCUGAAAACAUUUCUCAAUAUUCAUAUCUCUGACUAGAAUUUGUUUGAGAAUCGAUAUUUGUAAUCAUUUACUAAGAUGUUCAUAUCUUCCGUCCCUUCUCCUCAAUGUGACAUGGGAAACGAAAUCUUGAUGUUUAUUUCACCAUUUUAUAAAGAUUUUAUUAAUAUAAUUGUUAGAAAUAUAGUAGGAUGUGUACGAGUUUCGUAACGCUUCCAAAAAACAAUUUUGUAUUUCUGGUAAAUAAUUGAUAAUAUUGAAAGCGGAAUCGACGAAAACCUUUAGCCUAUCAAUUAAACCUUGAAAAAUAACCCAUUUUUAAAUUUUUAUUAUAUUACACUUAUAUUCCAAAACGUGGAGUAAUUCUAUCAGUCUGAUGAAAGAACUUCGUCUGGUACUUCUUGUGCUUAAAAAUUACAUAUUUUUAUAUAUAUAUACAUCAAAAUUGUCAUUGGCGUCCAUCGCAGACACCCGUGGAUGGCAAUAAGAAGACGGUUCAUUUCUAACUGUUUGCUUCAUAUUGUGGGUCCAUCUUCAUGUUCAGUUCUCUGCACAUACAGAAAGGCAUAAGAUGGCGGGACACACAUUAUUAUAAAAUAAAUAAAUCUACAGGUUAUUCGGUUACGCUUGACCAAGUAAAUCACUCAACAAUUCCUUCAUAUUCUACCUUGGCUAAUGUACACUUAAGAUCGAGUUCUUCCAUGUUCUACUUUGGCUAAAUGUAGUCGUACUUUAUUGAAAAAGAAAAUUAGCUACUGCAGUAUUAAACGAUAUUAAAUUAAGAUCCUUUCCUGCUUCAGAAUAAUAUAACGGUCAAGGAGAUGCAGUGCAAACUGACUGGUUAAGUAUAACAGGCAAAAGAAUGAAAAUGGCGAGUGAUUUAUGGGAAAUUAUAACAAUGUCGAUAUUACAUGAAAGGCUGGAAAAUUAUUAUCCGAAAACCAAUGCCGGACCAAAAACGGCAAUAUUGACCAGGACAAAUCUCAGCUGAUAGAAUAGUGAUCAGCGACAAUGUAAAAAGUCACCAAAAAUAUUUCAAGAUCAUUCACGAAAUGGUACUAAAAAUUGCAAAUAUAUUAACAAAAUUGGGUGCCGGAAAAAGGUAAAGCAGCACAUACAUACAUUACAAAGUGGUAGGUUGUUGAGAGCAAAAUGAGGUAACUUUCAACUGCGUGAUAUUGGCUCACAUAAUAAAUUAGUCAGAUGAAACUUCACUAUUCACGUAGGUAAUUCAGACAUAGAGAAUAAUGCCAAGUUAAUUCAGAAAUAUUGUAUCACGGUAUAUAUUUCAUUUGAUCAGAACUUAAACGUCUCAAUUCUCUCAAAAAUAGGUCCCGUAUGAUGAGCCAUAUUGAAAGAAAAAUUUAACACCUGCGGUACUGGAUUCAACAUGCACCAUGCAUGCACCAGUUCUUACAAAAACAGGUCCCAUAUGCUAUACUCUAUUCUAAGAUUGAACACACGAGCUACUGAUCAUAAUUGAUUUUCCCUUUCUUCAUUUACUUUUUCUACGUGUCACUUCAGUUAAAUGUUGUCCUCAUGACGGAAAACGCCGUAUUUAUGCCGCCGAAAAAGUCAAGCUAACUCCGAAAUACGGGUUGGCCGUGCAUAUGCGGAUACAAAUUAAAAUUCUAAUGCUGGGUUUUCUUAAGGCACAAAAAUCUUAAUUUGAUCAUCCACAAAAGUUUAUGAGAUUCGUAUCUCUUUGAAUAAGAAAUUCUGAAAGCUAGAGAAAGAAAGUCUGCCAAAUUUUGGAUCUUGCUGGUAUACAUAUUUUGAUAUAUUAUAAGAUGAGGCAUUUGUUGCUCAUGGAUGUUUGAUUUUUUAAUAGUUAUAAUUCUCAUAAGUCACCUCUCAGUUCCAUUCUUGAUGUUUGACAUGAUUGUAAAAUCAGGCUGGUAAUUCAAUAUUGAAUGAAUGAACGAUAUUCUUCACUUGAAAUACUUUGUGGCUUGCUGUUUAUUUUUAUAAACGCGUUACCUGGAGCAUAAAGUAUAAUUGCAUAAAGUAUAAGUUAUUUGCAUAAAGUGUAAGUUAUUUGCAUAAAGUAUAAGUGAUAAAUUACCCAAUAUUGAUUGAUCAAACGAAAAUCUAUAAAUCAUUAUAUAUGUCUGGAACCUUUUGCUAGUGAGAUUCAUCAUCAGAAUCCCCAGAUAUCCAGAUAUACGGAGAUGAAGAUAAAGGGAUUUCUGAAAAAAAUAAAUGAUAAAGAUAUAUGA